AUGGCUCUCUUCCGCCGACAGGACGAAGAUACUGGAGACAAACUGUUGGAGCUGGCCUCUGACCCUUUCAAAACCGAGAUUCAAUCUUCUUCUAUAAUCACUGCCUUUGCCCUCUACCUGGGGCUUGCCUUGGGUCUCGCCAUUCUCUUCUCCGUUUUCCGCCCUCGACACCGCGUUCUGUUCGCGCCCAAGUCCAAGUAUGCCGACGAGAAGCAUGCACCUCCUGCUAUGGGCAAUGGCCUGUUCUCCUGGAUCAAACCUGUUACCACCGCGAAAGAACCAUAUUUGAUGGACAGAAUCGGCCUCGAUGCCGUCGUUUUCCUGCGAUUCCAGCGCAUGCUGCGGAACAUGUUUCUUGUGUUCGGCGUGGUUGGCAUCGCCAUUAUGCUGCCAGUCAAUGUCACUGAAACCAAGAAGUCGACCCUGGCGGAAUGGCAUAUUGGUGCCCUGAUCUACAUGACUCCUAGGUUCACUCAAGGUGGUGCACUUUGGGCUCAAGUUGUGAUCAGCUACAUCGGCAACAUUAUUGUGGCCUAUUUCUUGUGGCACAAUUAUCGUCGCAUCCACAGUCUUCGCCGCAGCUACUUCCAGACUCCUGAAUAUCAAAAGAGCCUGCAUGCUCGCACACUCAUUGUCCGCGAUUUGUCUAGUGACCUCCGGAACGAGGAUGGUGUAACUCGUGUCACCGACCAUGCCAAUCCCACUGGAGUACAGCCAAAGGUCACGGUGGGCAGAAAUGUCAAAGAUCUGCCGGGCCUCAUCGAGGAUCACGAGGAACAGGUCCGCGAGCUAGAGUCUGUACUCGCCAAAUACCUGAAGAACCCCAACAAGCUCCCCGCAAAGCGUCCGACCAUGAAACCUUCGAGCAAAAGCCGAUAUAGUGGCCCAGUCACCGAUGGCAAGGUCGACGCCAUCGAUUACCUCGCAGAACGCAUUCGAGAGCUCGAGACCGAGAUCACAGAGGUGCGAGAGUCCAUUGAUCGCCGAGAUCCGAUGCCCUUCGCUUUUGCUAGCUGGGACCACAUCGCCCAAGCCCACUCGGUGGCUUUUGCAAGUCGCAAUAAGCAAUCUAUGGGUGCUCGUAUCGACCUUGCACCCCGACCUACGGAUCUCAUCUGGAAAAACCUGCCUAUGAGUAAAUCUACUCGCAAGACUCGCCGCCUGAUGAAUGCUGUCUGGAUCUCGGUUCUCACCUUGAUCUGGCUUCCGAUGAACAUGGGAAUUGCACUCUUCCUUUCCAACUUGGGCAACCUUGCCACUAUCUGGCCCUCGUUUCGGGAAAGUUUCGAGGCAAGCCCCGGAUUUUAUGGAAUCCUGCAAGCCGUUCUCGCUCCUACUAUUACGUCGCUUGUGUACAUGGUGCUCCCAAUCAUCUUUCGACGACUGCAAAUCCGGGCUGGCGAUGUCACGAAGACGGAGCGCGAGCAACACGUCUUACGCAACUUGUACACCUUCUUCACCCUCAACAACUUGGUGCUGUUUUCUAUUUUCGCCGCCGUCUGGCAGUAUGUCGCCAACAUCAUCGAUGCCGACGACGGCACUAAGAGUACUUGGGAUGCAGUUCUUGAAGGCAAGUUCUUCUUGACUGUUACCCAGUCACUUUGUGACAUAUCACCUUUCUGGGUGACAUUUCUGUUGCAGCGCAACCUGGGCGCCGCCAUUGACCUCACCCAGCUCUCGCGGCUUGCAACUAUGUGGUUCCAGAGGCGCUUCAUGGCACCCACUCCUCGGCAGAACAUCGAGUGGACCGCUCCGGUGUCGUUCGACUACGCGAGUUAUUACAACAAUGCGCUCUUCUUUGCCACCAUAUCCCUGGCAUUUGCAAAUCUUCAACCGAUCAUUUUGCUGGUUGCAGCCCUGUUCUUUGCGUUCGACGCCUUGAUACGCAAGUACCUGUUGAUGUACUGCUUUGUUACGAAGAAUGAAAGCGGCGGCCAGAUGUGGAGAACGUUGUUCAACCGCAUGGUGUUUGCCACGAUGUUGUCAAACGUCGUCAUUGCGGCUCUGCUGAUCGCGCGGGAUGAGUAUGUCAUGGCCGGCACGCUGGGCCCAGCUCUCCUCUUGAUGAUCGGUUUCAAGGUGUACUGUGCCAAGACGUUCGACAAGGAGAUCAAGUAUUACGCGACGAGUGGCCUGGUCGAUCAGGAAUCAUUGCAGGCCGAUGGUGGUAAACGUCGCAAGGCAGAGAAGAUUUCUUCCAAGUUCGGCCACCCUGCGCUCUUCAAGCCGCUGAUGACGCCAAUGGUGAACGCCAAAGCUCAGCCUAUACUCUCAGAGAUCUACAAGGGCCGUCUGGGAUCAGAUGCUGGAGGCCCGCUCGCAGCAGGCUUCUCGGAUACCUUCGCCAUGCAACCAAUGGGUCCUUCAAAGAAUGAUGGCACAUUCGAAUUUGUGACAGAUGCUCAACAAGACUUUGCCUUCUACAAGAAUCGCGAGGACUUCCGCGAUGAGGCUGGCAGCAACUUGUAUGGCAAGCCGGACGACACAAUGACCGAACGAUCCGCCACACCUAUGGGCUUUAAGCGCAGCGGCACUGCUCAAUACUCUGAGUUUUCGGCAGAGAGUUCACGCGCAAACAGCCCGGCUCCUCUACAGCGAAAUCCAAGUCAGGUACAUCCAGCGUUCCGCAAUGGUUACGAUGUGGACAGCCAGCACAGCCUUAGACGCAUGGAAUCCCCCGACAGUCACGACAUCAGUCUAAGACCACGAUCAGGUCUCUACACUGACCCGGACGAUGACAGGUCCAACCUGCUCAAUCACGACGUGACGAUGUCGCAAUUCAGAAGCCCUGGCGGAACUCCAGAUCAACAAGGUGGCUAUGACUAUUUCAGGAAAUCAUGA
This is a messenger RNA of Cyphellophora europaea CBS 101466, 2841 nucleotides long. RefSeq lists its product as uncharacterized. The record is from RefSeq and is a predicted model, not a curated record. Gene Ontology annotation, molecular function: calcium-activated cation channel activity. The coding region runs from base 1 to 2841 and encodes 946 amino acids. The transcript has 2 exons. Lineage: Eukaryota; Fungi; Ascomycota; Eurotiomycetes; Chaetothyriales; Cyphellophoraceae. Gene Ontology annotation, cellular component: plasma membrane.